AUGGCUGGACGCUCCAUGUUCGGGCAGUUGUGCCGUACAGCCAUGUCUCCUUUUGUAGAGAGGAUUGAUACGAUAGUGGGCAUCGCCAGGGAAGAACUCCCGAAUGCAAGAUAUCAUGUCAAGAUGCUGGAGUUCCUGUUCCUUGAAAUGGAAAAGUUUGAAGGUCUGCAUGUGAUGGAGAGUGGAUCUCCAAUGUCAGAGACGUUGCAGAUGUGGAAGUGUGUGGAGGAUACAUUGAAGAGCGGCAGGACAUUGAUCAGAAGGCAUGCUGGAAGAUUGGACCUCAAGGACUUCUACAGGACCUCUGAGGUGAAAAGCAAAGUGGAAGAGAUCUGUAAUGGGCUGCGAAUGGCUGCAGAAGUGCUCACAGAGAAGGGCUACCUGUCACAGGAGAUGGAAACGAUUCGCACAGAGCUGGAUGCGAAGCUGGUCAGCACAGACAGGUCAUACCUGUAUCACUACCUGUCUUAUGUCAUGGAGGGUGCACAGUCUGCUCUCAAGUCAGCGAACGUCGACCCGAAUGGCAGCGCUCAAGCAGAGUGGAAACAGGUGAAGGCUGAGCAUGAUGCCCGUGUGACCAGUUUGCCAAUCAUCACAAAUGAGGGCAGAGACAAGGUGGACCUUGUGGAGCCAAUUGGCAGCAGCAACAGCAGUACUGUUCACAGGGGUCGAUGGCGGAACAUCGACGUUGCAGUCAAGAAAUUCGCGUAUGGCCAAUUCAGCCAGGAGGCAUUGGCCUCAUUCUACACUGAAGUUGAGAUUCAGAGGUCGAUGUCCUAUCCCCAUAUCGUGCGCAUAUAUGCUGUGAGCAAAGAAGGCCUCAUGGUUAUGGAAUUGGCAAAGUACAAUCUGCAUGAGAUGUACGCACAGCAUGCCAACUUGGAAUGGGCCACAAAGGCCAAGAUCCUGUUGGAGGCUGCACGGGGAGUGAAGUUUGUCCACGACCAGGGCAUCGUCCAUCGCGACAUCAAGAGUCUAAACUUCCUUGUGUUCGAUCAAGUCACUGGGGGUUUCAUCGUGAAGAUUGCUGACUUUGGGUUGGCGACAGUCAAGACAGAAACGAGAUCCAGAACAGGGAGGCCACAGCUUGCUGCCUCUGUGUGGGCGGCUCCUGAAGUGUGCAAGGGGAAGAUGCCCAACUUCAGAAGCGACGUCUUCAGCCUGGGCGUGGUGAUGUUUGAGGUGCUGGCGCAGUGCCUGCCAUAUGAAGGGAUUUCUUCGCACGAUUUGCUGCUGGGCCAGAAGCGUAGAGGUGUCGACCCCUGCAAGGUGCCCAGUGACUGCCCAGCGUUUCUGUUGACCCUCAUGAGGAAAUGCAUUUCCCCAAGACCUACCCAAAGGCCAUCAAUGUCUGCGGUACUUGAGGGAUUGAAAGUGCUGCAGGCACAGUUCCCUGAAGGCGGCCAGAAGCGCUCCAGAGCACAUGCUGGACUUGUUCCGUCAAUACUCAGAGAUGCAGGAUUCAGGGUGAACGAGACACGAUGCAGCGACUGCAGCAACAGCAUUCCGGAGGAAAAAGAACCUUCUUGUAUUGGGACACCAUCUGUGCAAGACGCAAGGAUGAUUCCCAGUCAGGACCCCAUGAGCAGUGGCACCAUUCCAGAGGGCAGCGAGGCAGGAAUGAUGCCGCCUCCUUUCAAUGGGAAGGAGCAGGUGAACCCCUUCAGACUGGUUAGCCCACGGGGAGAGCAAAUGCUUACAAGGGAACAGGCGAACAUUCUCACUCAGUCGUUCGAUGGUACCCAGAGCAUGGUUGGGGCGUUCAAGCUGUGUGGCUUCGGUUGCUUCUUUGAGCGUCGCAAGAAAAAAUAG
This is a messenger RNA of Ostreobium quekettii, 1812 nucleotides long. The record is from the annotation of a GenBank genome assembly. NCBI's taxonomy places the organism in Eukaryota, Viridiplantae, Chlorophyta, Ulvophyceae, Bryopsidales, Ostreobiaceae.